AUGCAUGCGGAGGGGGCCCUCAACGGCCUGAUAGGGAAGUAUCCCGCCAAGGCACACGCGUUACGCGUAGCUCAGUACAUCCAUGCUAAGAUGCCUUACACAAACGGUUUUCUUUUUCUUACGGGGGCCCGAGAGGAAUUCUACGAUGAUACAGACCUAGCGAUUCCGUACCGACAGCUGAGGCCCUUCAUGUACUUGACUGGUAUUACCACUCCCAACUGCCAUCUGAUCUACGACAUCAGAAAGGCUCAUUUGACGCUCUUUGUCCCACACAUCGACCCCGAAGAGAUCAUCUGGUCUGGAUGGCCCCUAUCGAACGAGGAAAUCCUUGGCAAGUACGAUGCUGACUCUGUGUUGUCCAACACAGAACUCCAAUCAUCAAUAGGCUUCAUCGGAAGCCAAGCAUGCCAGCACGGGGCUGUAAUGUUCACCCAUCGGCGACCACCAGAGGCCUGGUGA
This is a messenger RNA of Colletotrichum paranaense, 459 nucleotides long. Its product is annotated as xaa-Pro dipeptidase. The record is from RefSeq and is a predicted model, not a curated record. NCBI's taxonomy places the organism in Eukaryota, Fungi, Ascomycota, Sordariomycetes, Glomerellales, Glomerellaceae. The transcript has a single exon. Gene Ontology annotation, biological process: proteolysis. Gene Ontology annotation, molecular function: metalloaminopeptidase activity; manganese ion binding. The coding region runs from base 1 to 459 and encodes 152 amino acids.